AUGGACGCGUUUCGGAAGCAGCUGGACGUGCUCAUGGGCGCCAACCGCAACGGCGAUGUCGAGGAGGUGAACCGCAACUACUACGACCGCGACGUCUGCCGCCUCUUCCUCGCGGGCCUUUGCCCCCAUGACCUCUUCCAGCUCACGAAAAUGGAUCUCGGUCCUUGUUCUAAGAUUCACUCCCUUCAACUGCGGAAAGAUUAUGAAGAAGCGAAAGCAAAGGGAACACAGAAUUUUGAUAGAGAACUCGAGGAUAUGAUAGAAAGGCUCAUUGUGGAGUGCGACCGGAAAAUUCAGAGGGCCCUGAAACGGCUUGCGGAUGAUGAUGCCAAUGCUGCUAUUGCAAUAUCCGUCUCUGAGGUUACUCUGACGGAUGACAUACUGCAGCUGUCAAAACAGAUCAAGGAAAAAAUGAUAGAAGUCGAUGCCUUUGAUUUUGAAGGGAGAACUGAUGACAAAAUAAAGGCCCAGGAAGUAGUGGAAGAACUCAGAGCUAAAAGAGCUGAUAUGCAGGCUACCCUCUUGCUUGAUGCUUUUAACAAGGACAGAGCUUCAUUAACUCAGCCUGUUCCACCUCCUCCUCUGGCAGCAGUGCCACCACCGCCUCCACCCGAUGCUCGUACUCAAGAAAUGAUCAAUGAAAAGCUUAAGAAAGCUGAAGAGCUUGGUGAACAAGGCAUGGUUGAUGAAGCUCAGAGAGCUUUGGAAGAGGCAGAAGCUCUGAAAAAGCUGGCGCCACGUCCGGAGCCACCUUCAGACCCUUCUAAAUAUACCGCCGCUGAUGUUCGGAUUACUGAUCAAAAGUUACGCCUCUGUGACAUAUGUGGAGCAUUUCUGAGUGUAUAUGACAACGAUCGACGUCUUGCUGACCAUUUUGGAGGGAAACUACACCUAGGCUACAUGCUGAUUCGCGAGAAACAGAAAGAACUUCAGGAGCAGAGAAAUAAAAGGAGGACGGGCAAAACUGAAGAUGAUAGACGGUAUGAUCAAGAGAGCACAGCAAGGAUCGCAACGGUCGGUCAUCCAGGGAUAGAGAUUCAGAAAGGAGAGACAGAGUUGAGUCUCGAGAUGGUAGAAGAGAUUAUGAUAGGGAUCGUGAUAGACGUCACGAUAGGGAUCGUCGCCAUGACCGUGAUCGGGAUAGGGAUUAUGAGCGCUCCCGCGGACAUGAUUCAAGGAGAAGAGAGCGUUCACGCUCCAGGGAGCGCAGCAGGCGCCAUGAGAGAUACUAAAUGUUGCUCCAUGGCUGACAGAUUUAGGAGUGCUGGCGUCUGUUCAAGAUAUGGUUUGAGUUGUGGUUUGUAUCUUCUGAAGGCAAGUGAUCCUUUGGUGAACGACGACCAGGCGUCCAUUUUCAAGAACCACCAAGAAACAGACCAAAACAUUUUCCCUCAUCAAUCAUGGCAAAGGCCAAAGGAGGCAUACAUCUACUCGCAGUACAGCAGAUUUCUUGUAUGGUAUGAACAAAAUAUUCAAGGCCUGAUGAAGCUUUCCAUCCCACCGCCAUUGCGUCUAGACGGCCUUCCGCUGGCGGACCUUGAAGCUGGUGGAGCGGAUGACGUCGUCGUCGGCGUUGAGCCUCAGCUGCAGGGCGUCCAUGGACUCCGGCUUGGUGAAGUAGGUGAUGAGGAGGUAGAUGCCGUCGUAGUAGGUGGACGGCAGCCCGGUCCGGCUGUUCCUCUUCCUGAUGCUGUAUGCCAGCGGGAUGACGCCCCGGUUGAAGACCUCCACGUACAUGGCGCCGCCGGCGACGAGCAGCUGCAGGCACAGGGAGGAAGCACCAAGCUGAGCAGGAAUGGAAUGGUACGCAAAUGGCAGGGGGUAAGGGUGCUGUGA
Messenger RNA from Miscanthus lutarioriparius, 1836 nucleotides. Lineage: Eukaryota; Viridiplantae; Streptophyta; Magnoliopsida; Poales; Poaceae. The record is from the annotation of a GenBank genome assembly.